This is a messenger RNA of Ipomoea nil (Japanese morning glory), 1522 nucleotides long. RefSeq lists its product as uncharacterized. The record is from RefSeq and is a predicted model, not a curated record. The transcript is spliced from 2 exons. Bases 126 to 1337 code for a protein of 403 amino acids. NCBI's taxonomy places the organism in Eukaryota, Viridiplantae, Streptophyta, Magnoliopsida, Solanales, Convolvulaceae.
AGGUCAAGGAGGAGCCAUCGAUGGCGGUUCCGAGUUCUAACCUCUGAGAGCUGAGAACUAUAUAAAGGUAAAGCCAAGCGAACGCUUCGAUCCAUAUUUGAAAAUCUAUCGUACGGAAUCUAAGAAUGGCUUCUUCAUCGUCAGAUCCCAUGGACGAUGACAGCUUCAGAGCGCGAGUUCACAAGGUUUUCGGCUCGCUAUCGUCGUCGCCGUCGUCAAUGUCGCCGGCGCUGAAGCCGCUGUGGUCGCUCACUGACGAAGAGGUUGAGAAGCGAGAGUGGAAUCGAAGCCAAGGCAAAGACGACGACCAGACCAUCUGUUCCUCGUCGUUCGAUGGGAUGUUCAAACGAAAUCGCCGCGACGCUCGUCCAAAAGGGCUUGGCGAUGACCUCGAAGAUCUCAGUGGCGAUGAAGACGGUAACAGGAAAGGGCUCGAUGACGACCUCGAAGACGGUGACAGUAGGGAUGUUCGGGAAAUCAGAUCCUCCAUUGGUUUGGACUCAACGCUUGAUAACGAGGAAGAAGAAGAUGAAUAUGACAGGUUGGCUGAGGGGAAGGGGAAGGCGAGGAACUGCUUCCGUAAAGAUCCUCGUGCAGAUCAAAUCGCUGCACAAGUUAGACUGAAGGAAGAUGCUGCAGAGGCGGCAAAAUAUGAACCCAAUUUUUCUAACACUGAGGUGAGUGGUGAGAAGCAUGAGGAGAGUAAAGCGACAUCUGAUGAUUGUUCUAAGUUGAAACCGAUAUUGAAAAGGAAAGGUAUGGGCGAGUUGAGGUCCAAAAAGCGAGUUAGAUUUGAUCCUAGCUUUGUGGAUGAAUCUGAAGAUGCUCCAGAAAGAGCCCCUGUAUUUUCUGAUGCUUCUUCAACCGAGGACACCAAGGCACGAGAUUGUGACUCCUUGUUUGAUGAAAACAAACCUAAGGUUCCUGAUCAUCUUAUCAAUCCUUCAAAAUACACCCGCUACAGUUUAGAGUCAUGUGGUGAGGUUGAUGACGAGUCCAAUAGUCUAGUGUGUAGGUAUGUACUUGAGGAGGUGAAAAAGUGGAAGAACAAUCUGCAGACUGAGGAACCAUCUAAUACCCUUCCUAAAUCUGUAAGUUUUGUCCCUAAGAAGAAGACUAACAGUGCCAUAGUAAUGGAGGAUGCCAGCGAAGAUGCUUCUAAAGAAAUCCCGAAUCAACAGAGCAUUCCAGUAGGCAUUGCUGCUUGGGAGGCACAGAGAGGUGACAGUGCACCAGAAGAAGAUGAUAUGCAAAUGGAUACAUCCGAAGAUACUGGUAUUUGUAAACCAGAUCGCCACUACCGAAGCAAGUCAAGGGUGGAAGAUCCUGUUACUUGAACUUCUUAAUGGGUUCUUACAAUGUCAAGUGGUUUGCAAAAGAAUGUAGAGUGUGUACUUUCAACUCAAAAAUGUCUCAAAUCUUGGCUAUCUUUAUUUCCUUUUUCUUUUUGUCUGCACUUGUGUUUACCUUGUGUUAAUAUUAGCAUCACAAUACAAGGUUUUUAUAUGAUAUAUCAUAUGUA